AUGCAGGCUUGGCGGCCUCGUUCCGCUGGCCGCCGCCGUAAUGAGGUUGAAUAUUCAUGCGAUUCUAUACGAGGCAUGACUGGCGAUGGAACAAACGAUAGCGACGGCAUUUGUCUGCUGCGUCUCCGAGGCUGCGGACAAUGGUGCACGCGGCUGGAAGAAGCAGUCGUGUUGGAAAUGGAAAAAACAAAAUAG
Messenger RNA from Penicillium arizonense, 195 nucleotides. RefSeq lists its product as uncharacterized. Bases 1 to 195 code for a protein of 64 amino acids. The record is from RefSeq and is a predicted model, not a curated record. The transcript has 2 exons. Lineage: Eukaryota; Fungi; Ascomycota; Eurotiomycetes; Eurotiales; Aspergillaceae.